AUGACGUCUAAAAAGUCGGCUGCAUCAUCAACGGCUAAGAAAAAUCUGAUGGGAAAUAAACAAAAGCCACUUGAAUCGGGUCCUCUGACCAAUCUGGAAGCAUUUGCUUGUUUGUGGCUUGACGCAAAUAUUAAAAAUACAAAGGAUAAUUGUGAGACAGAGCAAGAACUACGUAGAAUUAUUAAUCACCUGCGAACAUUUGAUCAAGAAAAUGAUUGUGAGAAAUUGAUCCGAGCAACUAAAAACGAAAAAAUCAUUCUUAUAGUAUCUGGCCAGCUGGGCCGUAGUAUUGUUCCACGUCUUCACCAUUUAACACAACUGGUUGCAUGUUAUGCGUACUGCUUAAAUGGAACCGAUCAUGAAGAGUGGACGAAAAACUACGCAAAAGUUCGAGGCGUUUACGUUUUACGAGAAGAAUUGCUGCAAACAAUUGCUCAGGAGCAAAAAUCUCGACUGGAAGCCGAAACAUUAUCAGCCAUCGCAGUCGUUAGCGGUGACUCAGCAGCGUUGGAAUCCAGAAAUGCUAUGUUUCUGUGGUUUCAGAUUUUUAUUGAAGUAUUAAUUCGUAUGCAUCAUCAUGUAGAUUCCAAACAAGAAUUGAUCCAGAUCUGUAAACGAAAUUACAAAAGUAAUCCUGAAGAAUUUCGGGUUAUUGAAGAAUUUGAAAAAUCAUAUAAGCCAGAAGGUGCCAUUUUAUGGUACACACGUGAAUGUUGUUUCUAUCGUAUUUUGAAUAAGGCUCUUCGCAUUCAUGAUUUCAAUACACUCUUUAUUCUUCGGUUUUUUAUCACAGAUAUAUCAAAAGUAUUGAAUAAACUACAGGCGUUCGAGUUGCGGAUGAUGCCUACACGUGAUAAAUUUAUAGUUUAUCGUGGGCAAAUCAUGAAUAGAAAUGAAUUCGAUCUCAUGAAGACAAGUAUCGGUAACUAUAUUUCAAUGAAUUCUUUCCUUUCAACAAGUCGUCAGCGAGAUGUAGCUGUCUGGUUUUUGAACAAUGCUGAAUAUAAUGAAGACACGCUUCGUGUUAUUUUUGAAAUUAGUAUUUACCCACAAGAGAAAACAAAAGCUUAUGCAGAUAUAAGUAAGUGUAGUCGUCACGAAAUGGAAGAAGAAAUUUUGAUCAUGCUCGGCGCUCUCUUUCUUAUUCGAAGUAUUGAUGAAGAUUUCGAUAAUAAUAUUUGGAUUGUUCGUCUAGUAUUAGCUAGUGAGGAUGAUUUUAAACUAAAAGAUACGCUUGUCUAUAUGAAAGAGAAGAUCGGAGAAGAGACAAAUCUCGGGACGCUUGGUGAAAUUCUCAUUCAAAUGGGUGAAUAUGAUCAAGCAUUGAAAUAUUCGAGUCGAAUGAUGUACGAAGCUAAGAUGGGUACGGCCAAGGCGUUUGAAAUCGAGGCCAAAGCUGCAUGUUUGAAAGGUGACUAUACCAGAGCGUUCAAUCGAUCCGAUAAUAUUAUGACGAUCUAUAACGAAAUUCUACCACCUGUGUGUGCAGAAAAAGGUCGAUUGCAUUGUGCUGUCGGUGCUGUAUAUUAUCAACAGAAUAAAUACGACAAAGCACUCUCUAAAUUAAACGAAGCAUUACAUAUUCAACAACAAGUUUUACCGUCUAACCAUCCUGACAUAUGCGAAACUUAUCAACGCUUAGCUGAUUGUUAUGAAAGCAUGGGCAAAAUUGCAAAGGCACUAGAAUACUAUAGCAAAUGUUUAAAUAUUCGUUUGGUUACGUUGCCCGAUAGCCAUCCUGAUCUUGCCCUAACUUACAAUAAUCUGGGCUCUUUAUACGAUAAUAAUAAGAAUUACGAACAAGCAUUUGAUUACUAUCAAAAAUCGCUGACUAUUAGCCGCAAAACUUUGCCACCGACACAUCCAGAGAUUCAACGCACUGAAAUGAAUAUCGAGAAACUAAAGCAGUUAAUUUAUUUCGAUUAA
Messenger RNA from Rotaria socialis, 1926 nucleotides. The record is from the annotation of a GenBank genome assembly. Lineage: Eukaryota; Metazoa; Rotifera; Eurotatoria; Philodinida; Philodinidae.